UGAUUGUGAAGAUGGUACACACUUGUUGAAGACGGUCCGUACGGAAGUUACGUGAUCGAGAGUACCAAGCAACAUGCCCAGCAAACUUAAAGUGGUAUUAAAGAAUACACACGAUAAAGAAAAACAUGCUGAGCGAAUGCGAGUGGCCAGACAUGAAUGGUCGGAGGAGCAAAAGUAAAAAAACCGAGAAAUGUCCAAGAUCAGAAUGAGGGAAUACAGAGAAAGAAAAAAGACGGAGAGAGAAAAGACAAACAAUUCAGAAGUCCGAAAAAUGGCAACAAGACAAGAAAAAAAAGCAAAAGAAGAGCAAAAUAAAAGAAAAGCUGAAUACAGAAAGAAAUAUAGAGCUGGCUUGUCAAGCCAAAAGAAAAGGCGUAUACGAGAAAAAGAUGCAAAAAGAAAGCGAGAAAAGAGGUGCAAGAAUAUGAUAGGAGCAACGACUGUUGUCCAAUCAGUACCUAUCACAACUGAGAACACAAAGACCCCUUUGUCUGACAGUGCUUUAAAAAAGGCUGUCUACCGGGCUAAAAAGAGAUUGCCAAAGUCUCCAUCCAAAUUUGCAGAUGUUGUUUCUGGCCUUGUAAGCAAUGCCACACCAAGAAAAAAACUUGCUUUAAGCAAUAAAGGAUUGGAUUCCUCUGAAACAAAGAAAAACUUGGACAAUAUCCUGCAAUCUAUCAAAGAUGUGGACUUAGAUAUGAGAGGAAGGGACAGAGAGAGUCGUAUGAAAAGGAAGAGUUUUAUUGGGUCCCUCUCUGAACAUGUUAAGAAAAGACACGGAAUGACAUCAACUUUCAGCGCAGCACUUGGCAUACAAAGAAAGUACUUUUCACAAGGGUGUCUUAAAGAACAAAAGAAAAGAAAAGACUGCAUUGCUAAAGAAACAGAAGAGUCAAUCCAGAACUUUUUUUGUCAAGAUAAUGUGUCGACUAACUUACCAAACAAAAAAAACAUCAAGAAAGAUGCUGUAGAGUGUAGAGUUAUCCAAGGAUCACUUCACAGUGUAUGGAAUAAAUGGAAAGAAGCAAAUCCCAACAAAGCUAUUUCAUAUGACAAAUUCACCAAACUCAAGCCUAAGGUUGUUAAAACACAAAAACACAGAAAAUACCUGCAGUGUUUGUGUGAAUACUGCGAGAAUCUAAGAUUGAAGAUGGUAGCUAUCAACAAGCUUUCUCAAGAACAGAAGCCUACACUAAAAAUGAAAAGUAUCCAGGAGGCCGUGGAGAAGACUCUUUGCCCCAGGACUGGUCCAUUCCACAGCCUUAAAUGUAUUGACAGGGAAUGUGUAGACUGCGGAACAGGAAAACUGCAUGCAGACCUCAUUGCUGCAUUAGAAGAAAAAGACGAAGAAUGGAAAAAGUGGGCGCUACAAGUAUCGAUAAACAAAAGAAAUGGUAAAAAAAGAAGAAGAAAGAACUCACAGUUAGUAAAGGAAAAACAUCAGAAUUGAUUGCUGAAUUUGAAAAAGAACUCCACUUCCUCUCCAAACACUUAUUUGAAGCCAAUUGGCAAAUUUCGCAGUUCGGAAUUCUGACCAAAAACAUUCCACCUGCAACAAUUGCUUUAUAGCUAUUGACUUUGCCGAGAACUACUCUUGCAUGUCUCAAAAUGAAGUACAAUCAGCACAUUGGUCAAAAGAAUCUGUUACAAUACAUCCCGCAGUUGUUUAUUAUCAAUGUCCCACCUGUCCAGGUGAAGUGGUGGAGGAGUGUUGCGAUAUCAUCAGCGAUGAUUUAAUACAUGAUGCCCAUGCUGUUAAUGCCUUUCUCCAUAGAAUAUUCCAACAUCUGAAAACUAAGAGAGGAUUACAGGUCAAUAAAGCAUUCAUUAUGAGCGACGGUUGCGCGGCACAAUACAAGUCAAAAAUUCCAUUUUGUGACGCAGCGAACGCCAUCACUGAGUUUGGGUUUAUAGUGCAGCGCG
Messenger RNA from Pecten maximus, 1923 nucleotides. RefSeq lists its product as uncharacterized. The transcript is spliced from 2 exons. The coding region runs from base 191 to 1450 and encodes 419 amino acids. Lineage: Eukaryota; Metazoa; Mollusca; Bivalvia; Pectinida; Pectinidae. The record is from RefSeq and is a predicted model, not a curated record.